This is a messenger RNA of Salvelinus fontinalis (brook trout), 7084 nucleotides long. Its product is annotated as glucocorticoid receptor. Gene Ontology annotation, molecular function: zinc ion binding; steroid binding; nuclear glucocorticoid receptor activity. Lineage: Eukaryota; Metazoa; Chordata; Actinopteri; Salmoniformes; Salmonidae. Gene Ontology annotation, cellular component: nucleus. The record is from RefSeq and is a predicted model, not a curated record. The transcript is spliced from 10 exons. Gene Ontology annotation, biological process: regulation of DNA-templated transcription; nuclear receptor-mediated glucocorticoid signaling pathway. The coding region runs from base 1221 to 3503 and encodes 760 amino acids.
GGCUGUCAACGUGCCUUUCUUCCGUCUAUCUACGGACUGUGCUGCGCCAUUGAAAUUCUGCACGUCAGGCACAAUUUGCCGUGAAGUUCGCAAAAUCGUGACUAACUGAAAUGUCUCUUGAGCGCGUUUUUAGUUUGUAUUUAGAUAGCUGCCUUCACAUACUGCAGUGUCGCAUGAAACGCGCGUCGAGGACGUAGUCUAGAAAGUUUCCUUGUAUUUUAAUUCAGUGGCACGCGCUUCGUUUGUACUUUUUUUCGUACUUGUUGGUAAGGCACGGUCUUCGCAAUGGGUUGUCAUUCGUAAAUAACAUUUUAUACUUUGUUGUGGUCUCUUUUUUUUUUUUUUUUUUUUUUACUCAGUCGUGUGUUAUAACUAACAAGUCUUGACAAACGUUAAAAAAGGUUAACGUUUUGAAAGGUAGUUACGUAACGUUAGCUAGCUGCCAUUGUGUGGGCGAGUUUGGCGAAACUUGUGAAAGCGAGGUAACGUUGCAAGUAAUCGAACAAACUUUAAAAACGUGUUUUUUUUAUUUUAUUUUCAAGUUUGCUUGUUUACUUGAUAAGUUUAUUAUCUCUAAAUUGAUUCGAUAGUCAAGCCGACGUGCGCAGCCGUGUUUUUGACAGAUUUUUCGAGUUCAGUCCUGUUUGUCUUUAGAGGGGCGUUUACCCUGAAGUGUCAAACUAGCUGCCCGGCCUCAGUUUGCUACAUGUAUGUGCACAAGCUAAUAUGUAGCUAACUAUGAUAUUAUGUAACGGUUAAUGAUUGUUAUAACGUUAUUGUACUGCAUCAUAGCAAGCUUUUGGUAAUGUCAAUGCUGAUAUCCUUCUUGAAUUUUAUAGCGAAUUCAUGUUUUCUUGUGCUUAAUGUCUGAUUUACAUCUAGCUAGCAAGCUGAAUUCGGUGCAUUGCUAGCAAACGUACAGUACAUGGCUAAUUUGACGGCAGAUACUUUCUUUUAACGUUUGACACCCCCAGAUAUUUAUAUUUGUUAGAUUAAGUGAUCAGGGGAAUAACAGCGCACGAGAUGGCUAUGUCAAGGCUUUUUAACUAGCUAACGUUCGCUAUAUUUUCGUCUCGCGAGGAAAGUAGAAAGCCAUUCAGCUUACGUUGCACGAUAAAUAUUGGCUUUGAAGACUGUUUGGAAACCAUAGAUCUCAUAAUUCGAACAAACUGGAGAUGAACUAGCUUGGGAAACUCCAAUUUUUGAUACAGGAUCAAGAAAUGGAUCCAGGUGGACUGAAACACAGCAAUAACAAGGACAAGGGUUUGGCUUUCGGCAAACUCUCAGAGAGCGGUGUAGAAGGAAGCUUCUCGGGUGACGCAGGUGGUUCCAAGUCCACCACAUCAACCUCCCUGAUGCAUCUGCCAGGCUCCAGACCCCAGCCACCAGCCAGAGACUCCGCCAACGGACUGAAUGCCACUACGACUCAGAUGGAGCUUUCCACAGGGGGACUCACUAUAGAGGAGGCUGAAGUGAAGGUAAUGGAGAAGGCCCUUAGAAUGCAGCAGCCACAGAAACCGCAGCAGAACCAACAGCUGUUUGAGAACUUUGCUCUGUUGGAGGCGAGUAUUGCAGAUUUGAAUCGAUCCAACACUCCAGGGAACUCUGUACUUGGAGGCCCUCAUGACCUUUUCUCUCUGAAAACGGAGAACUUCUCACCCAUGGAUAAGGACAGGCUUGACAUGGGGUCAGUCAGCUUUGGACAGUCACAGAAGGACUUGGAUGUCAACGAGAGGCUCCUUGGCGACAAUACAAUGGACAUUCUGCACGAUUUGGACUUGCCUGGCUCUCUGUCUGACCUGAAUGAGUUUUACGUGUCUGACGAGGCUGCUUUCCUUUCCUCCCUGUCAGUGGAGGAUGUCCUGCUCGAGGACGGCAACAUGGAAACCAAGCCCAUAGACUGUAGCAAUGGGGGAAACUGUACAAAUGUGGACAGCGCAGACCAGCAGAAGCAGCUUCUGGAGCCAGGCAUCUCCAUGCCUGUCAUCAAGACGGAGGAGGAUGCUGACACCUCCUUCAUACAGCUUUGCACCCCAGGGGUCAUCAAGCAAGAGAAUGAUCGUCGGAGCUAUUGUCAGAUAUCCAGCCUGGACUUGCCUAGUACCCACAACUCGGUGGGCUCAAUGAGUGGGCCGAGUUACCCCUAUGGAGCAAACACCUCGACAGCAGUGAGUCUACAGCAGGAUCAGAAGCCUGUCUUUGGCCUGUAUCCCCCACUGCCAUCGGUCAGUGACAGCUGGAACAGAGGCAAUGGAUACGGGGCUGGAUCAGGGAUGUCGAGCUCAUCUUUUCCUGUCGGCUUCAGCAGUCCAACGGCGAGACCCGAGGCCAGCGGCUCCACGUCGUCAGCCCCUGCCAAGCCCAGCGGUCCAACCCAUAAGAUCUGCCUGGUGUGUUCAGAUGAGGCGUCUGGUUGCCACUAUGGAGUCCUCACCUGCGGAAGCUGCAAGGUCUUCUUCAAGAGGGCCGUUGAAGGAUGGAGAGCACGACAAAACACAGAUGGACAACACAACUAUCUGUGCGCUGGGAGGAACGACUGCAUCAUAGACAAGAUCCGCAGGAAGAACUGCCCGGCGUGCCGCUUCCGCAAGUGUCUCCAAGCAGGGAUGAAUCUGGAAGCGAGGAAAAACAAGAAGCUGAUCCGAUUAAAAGGUCAGCAGACGUCGAUGGAGCCGAGCCCUCCCCCACCUGACGAGAGGGCCUGCGCCCUGAUCCCCAAGUCCAUGCCCCAGCUGGUACCCACCAUGCUAUCCCUGCUCAAAGCUAUCGAGCCGGAGGCCAUUUACUCUGGCUACGACAGCACCAUUCCCGACACCUCCACCCGCCUCAUGACCACCCUCAACAGGCUGGGCGGACAGCAGGUUGUCUCAGCUGUCAAAUGGGCCAAGUCCCUACCAGGGUUCCGGAACCUUCACCUGGAUGACCAGAUGACCCUGCUGCAGUGCUCCUGGCUUUUCCUCAUGUCGUUCGGCUUGGGCUGGCGCUCCUACCAGCAGUGUAACGGGGGGAUGUUGUGCUUCGCCCCUGACCUGGUUAUUAAUGAUGAGAGGAUGAAGUUGCCCUACAUGACCGACCAGUGUGAGCAGAUGCUGAAGAUCUCUACUGAGUUUGUGAGGCUGCAGGUGUCCUAUGACGAGUACCUGUGUAUGAAAGUCCUGCUGCUGCUCAGCACAGUACCAAAAGAUGGAUUGAAGAGCCAGGCUGUGUUUGAUGAGAUCCGCAUGACCUACAUCAAGGAGCUGGGGAAGGCCAUCGUCAAGCGGGAAGAGAACUCCAGCCAGAACUGGCAGAGGUUCUAUCAACUUACUAAGCUACUGGACUCCAUGCAAGAGAUGGUGGGGGGCCUCCUGCAGAUCUGUUUCUACACAUUUGUGAAUAAAUCCCUGAGCGUGGAGUUCCCGGAGAUGCUGGCUGAGAUCAUCAGCAACCAGUUACCGAAAUUCAAAGAUGGGAGCGUCAAGCCACUUCUGUUUCAUGCCUUAAACCAUGACACAAUGCCUUAAAACCCCGGCCUCCCCGGCCUUCCGUCCGCCCGCCCGUCAGAUUGCCAGCCAGCCGGAACCGCCUAUUUUCCCUGCAGAUUGCCCAGGACCCCCACCAUUACGGAUUAAUGUAGUGAGAGCGUGCUCCUGAAUCGGUUUCCAGAGGACUCCGGUGGAGAAAUAGAACUUGCAAAGGAGAAUGACACAGUGACCGAGCGACAGGUCACAAACUAGACUGACCCUUCUGAAUCAAACAUAACCUUUUCUGGAAUCGUGUUUAGACCAUGAAUCACUUCAUAACAGUUGAUUAUUGUGAGAUUGGAGGAAUCAAAUUUUACCAAUGAAAAGAGAUUAAUAUUUUGAAUUGAUUUUAUGCAUGCACACACCGGCUCUUUUCUUCUUCUUUUUUCUACACACAAGAUUAUCAGAAAAGGGAAAACGUGCCUUUUUUUGGUUUAGCUUUGCAGGCUGUCUAUAGCCAUUCUUAUCAAACUGUCAAAAGCAAGUAUUUUGCAUAGGAAUCUAAUAUAAACACUUUUGUAUGCAUUUCUAUCUGUUAUUCACAAUGGCAGUUUCUGUUCUCUUAACAGCCAUGUUUCUUUUCUCAAUUGGGCAGCUUAAUGAUCCCCAGAAGUGAACUAGCGAGAGUGAGCUCCUCAUGUAAGGUAAUGAAAUCCAACAUUUAUGUCCAAUUUCAUUCUCCGCAACCUUUCAUUAGUUGUUAUACUCAAAAGCAUCAAUAAUGCUUUGUGGUAUUAAUUAUUCAUAAGGAGAAUUUGGUUCCUGCCCAUGUCUGAGCUUAUGUCACAUACAGAAUGUUAGAAUUCAACAGUGGGAAAAAAAGAUUCACAUUUGUUAUAGGUGAAACGUCAGUUUAACCUUUACAGUACCAGUCAAAAGUUUAGACACACUUAGUCAGUCCAGGGUUUUUCUUUAUUCUUGCUUUUUUCUACAUAAUAGAAUAAUAGACCGGUGAAAAUCAGGUUGAGAGAAUGUCAAGAGUGUGCAAAGCUGUCAUCAAGGCAAAGUGUGGCUACUUUGAAGAAUCUCAAAUAUAAAAUAUAUUUUGAUUUGUUUAACAUUUUUUUGGUUACUACAUGAUUCCAUGUGUUAUUUCAUAGUUUUGAUGUCUUCACUAUUAUUCUACAUUGUAGAAAAUAGUCAAAAUAAAGAAAAACCCUUGAAUAAGUAGGUGCGUCCAAACUUUUGACUGGUACUGUAUGUGUAAUAGGUUAAGUCUUCGUGUUAAAGGGAGAGCUCACUUCAUGCUAAAACCGGCCUUGAUUUGUGAGCUAAAUGAAAAUGUCAGCGUUGGUCUAGGAAGAUGGGAUGGGAGUUUGCAGCAGUGGCUAAUGAUUGUCUGUGUGUAUCAGUGAGAGAGAGAGAGAGAGAGCAAAAAGGACAGAAAGUAACAACCUGAACAGGUUUGUUAUAAUGAUAUGAAAACGGAUGUAUUUAUUUCAAAGUUGUCACAAGCCUAUUUCUUAGGAUGCGUCAAGCUGAGUUUGAGAGCAUACGCACAGUCACUAUUCUCUGGGAGUUGCAAAUAAAUGAUGUAAAAUGUCACAAGCUCUUCAGUUUGGCCCCUUUUCCCAUCACCUGUAUCUAUUAUACUAGUGCCAAACCAGAACUGUGUAAUUGUUUUGCUGUCCAAGCAUUAUUAUUCUAUGCUUCAGGGUGCUCAUUUUAUAAAAAAUAUUAUUGUGUAAAAAUAAUAAGUACACCAGCUAACGAGGAAUACAAGUAUUGAUUGUUGUUAACUAGAUCAUGUAGAUGUUUUCAAGCCAUUUUGUAUACUUGUACUCUGAGACUCUUGAACUUGCAAUGGUGUUUUGUAAUGCUAUCAAAGUAUGGUGACCUGCACAUUUCCCUGUGAAAAGGAAGUUUGCCGUCCCUGCUAGAAGUCAUUCUCUCUCUCUUGAGGUAAUCACCACACACCAGCUUAUGCCAUGUAAAAGACCAAAGUAAAAUGGCUUUUGGAGUGCAAGUGCAGAAUCAUUGCUAUAAGGCUUUCUACUUGGCCUCAGAAUUGUUUUAUUCUAACUUCUAAGCUCCUUCUUCGUAAUCAUUAGGCCAGGAUAGUUAACAACCAAAAUGGCAGCCAUGUGGUCUAACUACCUCAUGUAGUCAUCCUUUCAGUCUGACUGAUGGAAUGACCACGUGAGAUGGAUCCCCUGGUGCUGCUCUCUGCACGUGUUUUGGGGGGAGAUUGACAUAUUUUGGUUUACUUUCACAUAGUGUUAGAGGACUGUCUGUUCUGGUCUUCGAUUGUUUAAACCAGCUUGAUCAUAUCCUAAUGAUCACUGCAUUGCCGUAGAUGUACGUACAUAUAGGGUAACAGCCCCUGAAGUUUUGAUUAAUACAUGUUUCAUGACAACUUUUGACAGAAUACCUGUAUAUUCCUAUACAAAUUUGUUUUUUUCAAACAAGUUUCACUUAAGGCCUUGCGAAAGGGAGACAGAGAGCCAUACAAAAAUGUGUGUUUAAAUUCAGGAAAACGUAACUGUCAAUGCUUUUGAAAAUGGAUUUAUUUUAAAACAACUUUUCAGUCAUUUUGAAUAUCAGUUUGAUCCUCUUUGAUAUGAAUCAUUUUACUGUCUUUUUGUGCAUUUGAUGAGUAAGACAGUAAUUGUUUUAUUUUUCUGUUGGUUUGUGUUUGACAAAGAUAAAUGUAUUGCAUAUGUACUUAGAAAGUGUUAAUAUGUUGUCUGACUAAAUAUAAAUUCUAUAAAUCAAUGGGAAAGAUUAUAUGAAAGACCACUUUGUUUUAGAAAAUGUGGGUUUUGGGAGGGGAUGAAGGACUGGAGUAUAUUUUGUAUAGUGCAACAGAGUUGCCAAAGCAGAGAGAACAGAAGUAUUCAAACAGCCAGUUACAUUUACAGUAGCACUUAUUAUCCAAUUAUAGUACCUAUUUUUAAAUAUAUUUUGUAAUGGUCUAGGCUUUGGUCUCUUGUAUAUUGCUGUGAGGAUUAACCAGUCAUUUAAAAAUACAUUUAAAAAAAGGUAUUUGUGUGAAAGUAAUCUACCAGAGAAUUUGCACUACCACGUUUCAUAAUAAAUAGGAAAAGAGGUAGGUCUGUACUCAAGUCUUUGCAGUGAAAGAAAGGAAAUGGUCGUUUUUCACUGCAAACACUAAAUACUGACCUGCCUCAUAUUCCCAUUGAUUUCAGAUUGAUUUGUUUUGGUCUACGAACCACAAAACGGCCUACAAGAAUCUACAAAUAUAUGUUAAUUCACUACCUCAUCUCAACCUCAUACUGGUUGAGAGAGUCUAUUUUCUGUAUAAAAUACAUACAAAUAGUAUCUUUAAAGAUUGAGGGCAGAUCAUAUUUCACUGGUAUAUGGCUUUCAUUAAAGUCUGUUCUGUUUGUAUUUCAGUUCUGUACAUGUAAUCCAAAUGUAAAGAAUAUAUACAUUGUCUAUUUGUUUACAAAAUAGUUUGUAUUACCGCUGUCAAUAUUUUCACCAAUUUGAUUAAAUGUUGGACUAAAAUGUCUGUAGUUCUGGUUGCUCUAGUUUCACUUCAUAGCGGUGCGUGGGUAGAUGAUUAUCAAAUGUUUCUCCAGAUAAACCUGUUCAUAAAAUAAAGGGUUUCUCAAUCA